CUUCCCCCUGCUUCCAUACUGUCUCUUUGGCAACAUCUGAUCCCAUCAGAGCUAUUUGUAAAUCAAAUCGGUGACUGUCAGUAGUGGCCAUGGAGGUGCUGCAAUAGAAUCUGAAGUGGAGGAAGAAUUUCAAUGAGUUAGAGGGCCCAAAAGAAUAUGCAGGAAUGCAUGAUGAAACCAAUUGGAAAUGGAAUCAGUAACUGCAGUUCUCACAGCUGAAAAUCAGAUUAAUUAAGUUUAUAAAAACAGUAAGAUGCAUUGAUACUCUUGCAUGUGAGUUAAAUUAGUUUCUUGAGAGAAACCUUCAUAAAGGGCUAAAUAAACAAGGUCUACAUAUACAGAAAUUUCUUCCUUUUGCUGCGUUUGAGACACAGCUAAACUCUUCUGUCUGGAAAUCUGAAGACUUUUAUAGCAAAUCCUCCAGUGUCAAAAUGAACACAGAUAGCGGCGGGUGUGCUCGCAAACGCGCUGCAAUGUCUGUCACAUUAACAGCUGUGAAGAGAGUGCAGAGUUCUCCAAACCUGUUGGCCUCAGGGUCUGAUUCUCAGUCUCUAGAUUCAGCUUGGCGAUCUUACAACAAUGGCAGUAGAGAGACCCUGAAUGGAGACGCUAGCAGUUCAUCUCUUUCAGCAAAAGGUUUUAGGAGCGUGCGGCCAAAUCUGCAGGAUAAAAAAUCUCCAACUCAGGCUCAGAUCACAGUGAAUGGGAAUUCUGGCACUGCUGCCAGCCCAGUGAGUCACUUUCAAAGGCCUUUUUCCCCUUCUUCAGCUUACUCUCCACCAGCUUCACUCAAUUCCAACAUUGUUAUCAUGCAGCAUGGCAGGAUGAUGGAGUCCACAGAGACGUACUCACAGCAUGUUCAGAAUGUUGGCAGCACCACCACCACCAGUACAAUACCAAUCUGUAGAACCUCAGAAGAAGAAAAAAAAAUUACAGUAAUUAAAGCUCCACAUUAUGCAGGGAUUGGCCCGGUAGAUGAAUCUGGAAUCCCUACAGCAAUUAGAACGACAGUUGACAGGCCAAAGGAUUGGUACAAGACAAUGUUCAAGCAAAUCCAUAUGGUUCAUAAGCCUGAUGACGACACAGACUUGUAUAAUACUGCAUAUGCAUACAAUACUGGUAGCUACAGUCCAUCCUUCUCUGCUCAGGCACACCCAGCUGCAAAGACACAGACGUACAGACCACUGUCCAAAAGUGCUUCUGACAGUGGCUCCGAUGCCUUCAAGGUCUCGUCCCCUUUGCCCCCCCACGUGCCACCGGUACCACCACAUCGUAUGAGGCAGCGGUCUACACCAGAAAAGAACGACUGGGAUCCUCCUGACAGGAAGGUAGACACUCGCAAGUUCCGUUCUGAACCAAGAAGUAUUUUUGAGUAUGAGCCGGGAAAGUCAUCGAUCCUUGAACACGAGAGACCGGCUUCCUUAUAUCAUCACUAUUCAACAGACAGAGGCCUGGACAGGCCCUCUAGUUCUGCAAGUACGGCGAGUGACUACAGAAAGCGCAGGAAGUCAGAGCCUGCUGUGAGCCACCAGCGGGCACACAGCGAUCAGAACGCCAACAGACCCAACCUGGGCCGCACAGACACACAGGGCUCAUGUUCCACCCUUAGGAAGCCUUUAACUAGCUCAUCUCCUUCUUCUCCAUCAAGAGCAAAAGGUGGGGAUAUUAGCAAAGUAUAUCCAUCCCUUUUAAGUUACUCAGUGCACAACCACAACACCUCAAAUGAAUUAGAUUACUGUAGCACUUACAGACAACAUUUAGCUGUUCCAAAUGAUUCAAGAAGGGCAACAAGCUACAAGAAUGGCUGGCAAAUGACUCGCCAAAAUGCAGAAGUCUGGAGCAGCACAGAGGAAGCUGCCUCUCCAAAGAGGAAAUCUCGUAGCUGCGAUGACCUGUUAACUGAUGACCACGAUAGCUAUCCUGAUGCACAGGCCAAGGCUGAAAGCAUGGGCUCUCUGCUGUGUGAGGAGGACUCCAAAGAAAUUUGCUCCAUGAACUGGAACUCCCCAUAUGUUGAGGGCCGUGGUAGUGGUCGGUCAAGAGUUCGCCACAGAUCUGCACACGAUGCUCCAGGGUUCCUGAAGAUGUACAAGAAGAUGCACCGCAUCAAUCGCAAGGACUUGAUGAAUUCUGAGGUGAUUUGUUCUGUCAAGUCCAGAAUACUGCAAUAUGAAAAGGAACAGCACAAAGGUAUUCUUCAAGGCUGGAGAGAGUCUUCAACUGAGGAGGUACCCAGAGACAUGGUGCCAACCAGAAUAUCUGAAUUUGAGAAGUUAAUUCAGAAGUCAAAAUCAAUGCCGAACCUUGGCGAUGACAUGUUGUCAACUGUUACAUUAGAGCCUCCUAAAAAUGGCUUGUGUCCAAAGAGGCGAUUUUCUAUUGAAUCCCUGCUGGAAGAAGAAACUCCAGUCAGACAUCCCUCUCAGGUACAACGGAGCUACAAGUCUAAAGCCCUGGUGCCAAUUCAUAUUGAAGUGACCAGUGAUGAGCCACAACGAUCACAUAUAGAUUUUUCAGAUAGCGAUCAAGACGGAGUGGUUUCUGAUCUCAGUGACUUUAUCCAGAUAGAGGGUUCAUCCUUUUGUAGUGAAAGUGACUUUGAUCACUUUUCUUUCACUUCAUCUGAAAGCUUUUAUGGGUCAGGCCAUCACCACCACCACCAUCACCACCACCACAGGCAUCUCAUCAGCUCCUGUAAAGGGCGAUGCCCAGCGUCCUACACCCGCUUCACCACCAUGCUGAAACAUGAAAGGGCUAAGCAAGAAACCACUGAGGAUCCGAGGAGACAGGAAGCAGAAUCUGGCCUGUCUAAGAUAGCAUUCCUCGUCAGUCCAGUGCCUUUCCGGAGGAAAAAAAGUGCAGCUCCUAAAAAACAAACUGAAAAGAAAAAAUGCAAGUCAUCUGUAUUUGAAGCACUAGAUUCUGCACUUAAAGACAUCUGUGACCAAAUUAAAGCUGAAAAAAGGCGAGGAAGCUUGCCCGACAACAGUAUAUUACACAGACUUAUUACUGAGCUGCUUCCAGACAUUCCAGAAAGGAAUUCAUCUCUUAAAGCUCUGAAAAAGAGUCCCACGCACCAGCCUUUUCAUCCACUGCCUCAAGAUGGUGCUAUCCAUUGUCCACUGUACCAGAAUGAUUGUGGAAGAUUACCUCUUAGUGCCUCUUUUCCAGACAUGGAUGCAACUAACAACAAUGAUAGUGCACUGUGUUUCCAAGUAGACCAGGAGUCUCCUGGAAGCUAUUCUUCUGCUUUCUCUGAUGUGGGACGAUGUACUCCAAGGGAGAGAAGAGGAACUACAGACAAAGAGAAACUGCCAGCUAGAGCUGUAUAUGACUUUAAAGCUCAAACAUCUAAAGAGCUGUCCUUUAAGAAAGGAGAUACUGUCUAUAUCCUCAGGAAAAUUGAUCAAAACUGGUAUGAGGGUGAGCACCAUGGAAGAGUUGGAAUAUUCCCAAUUUCUUAUGUUGAGAAACUUUCUCCCCCAGAAAAAGCACAGCCUGCCAGGCCACCUCCCCCUGCACACAUUGGAGAGAUUGGAGAAGCUGUUGCCAAAUAUAAUUUCAGCGCGGACACAAAUGUGGAGUUGUCACUUAGAAAGGGAGACAGAGUAAUUCUUCUUAAGCGAGUUGAUCAAAACUGGUAUGAAGGUAAAAUACCAGGAACCAACAAACAAGGCAUCUUCCCUGUUUCCUAUGUAGAAGUCAUCAAAAAGAAUCCAUCAAAAAGUGUUGAUGACUAUCCUGACCCUCCGAUACCCCAAAGCUAUUCUAGUGACAGAAUACAUCAAUUAAGUUCCACUAAGGCUAAUUUAAAGAGGGAGAUAUUUGUUAUGGGUAAACCUCCUCGUAGCCCAGUGAUGACUAAGAGAUUCUGCAGCUCACCUAUCAGAGGUCACAGCUAUUCACACAGGCCACAGCGCCCUGUGCUUUCUCAUGAAAAUAUACACAGUGGGGGGGAACCGUUUCAGGCUCUAUAUAACUAUACUCCUAGGAAUGAAGAUGAAUUGGAGCUCAGAGAGGGAGAUGUCAUUGAUGUGAUGGAAAAAUGUGAUGAUGGAUGGUUUGUGGGAACCUCAAGAAGAACCAAAUUCUUUGGUACUUUCCCUGGAAACUAUGUCAAGAGGCUGUGAAAUUUUUUUUUCUACUUAUUUAUGCUGCAUCUCUGCAACACAUCUGCAUAAAGCUGCUAGAAAACAUGCUACGCUGGCCUUCUGUUUUCUUGCUUGCAGUCUCCAGUAGAGGCCAUCUAGUUCAUGCUCAUCCCAUCCCACCCGCCAAACCGUUCCAGCAGUAUUACAGCAACGACCACAAUGUGAAUAACUAAGCUUUUCUGAGACAAGAGGAAUCAUUUCAGCAUUUAAAUACUCCCUGCUUUAAAGUCUUUUCAUGUGAAACACAAUAGGAAAAGCCUGAUGACAGGUACACAGAGGAGUUGCCACAGGGGGCUGGGGGAAUGGGGGAAAAAUUAUUCUUGGUUUGAACAUUUGUGGUACUACCAUGAAGUCUGGUGGGAUUUUUUCAGCAUGCAUGUAAUACAGAGGAAAGUUGCUGUUUACUAUUUUUUAAAAAAUUGAUUUUACACAUUCUUACUAGCUUGGCAGCAUUUGUUGCUUCCACAUUGCUGUGUCACGGGUUUGCCUAUUGUACUGGUUUACAAUGUAUGACAAACUAUAAUCUAGAUUUUUUUGCCUGCACUUGUAUGCUGUAACAAAUGCACAGUGAUUGUAAAAUCUCAAGCAAGCAAAGUGAAAAAUGGAAGAACUGCAAGUGUUCUGAACGGGUGCAAUGGUAUUGGCUAAAACUUUUUUCUUUUUUUCCCUAAUGAAAAACUGUAGUGUUUUCUCUUAAAAGGUAAGAAGUGCAAAAAGCACAAAGACUUGGGAAAGAGGAUUUAAGGAAGAGCAAGACAAUGCUGUAAGCAUAGACAAUAAUAACCUGCUAUUGAUGUCUGAUAUUAAAUGGUUGUAAUCAAAAUGUUGUAAUAGUAAGCAACACAAAGUGUAAGAGGUUAGUGUUUUUACUUAUCAGGAAAUUAAAGAAGCAGGAAGGUAAACAGUGUUAGUGCAAAGGGUUGUUGGGUUUUGGUUUUUUUCCUCCCUAACAUAGCCACCUGAAAAAUAUUCACAAGCAUCAUGUACUGAUUUAUUUCACUAUAUAUGUGUAUGUAUGUUAAUGAAACCCAAGUUACACAUUCUUUUUAGGAAUUUAGACAGAAAAAAAGUCACAAGUAUUAAAAACUGAUAUAUUUAGAGGUGUUGGGUUUUGGUUUUUUUGUCUGAAUGAACAAGUGUUUGAAAACAUACAUUUUCCAUAAGCGAAGUUAAACAUAAAUAGCAAAUGAAAUUAAGGCACAGGAUGAUAAUGAUUAUGGCUUUAUAAAAACAAAAAUUCAGAUUUGGUUCCUUUGGCACCUUAUAGAUGGCAAAAGCUUCUGCUGCAUUUUUCAUGGGUAAAGGAUCAAAAUUAUCAAAAUGUAUGUAGUCUCUGUAGCAUUUUGUACAUAAUUUUGCUUUUUUGUACAGAGCCAUUUGGUUGUUGAUUUUUAAAAAAUUAAGUUUCUUAUUUGCCCUUUUCACAUACAGAACAUUUCAAUGCGUUUUUCUUUUCUUGCUCUGUUUACCAUAAGCACAUCUGGAUAGUGCAAUUCUGUAAGAUAGCAUUUUAUGCAAAAUUUUAUUAAUUAAAAUAUGGUUUACCAGCCAAAUCUAAAUGUACAUAUGUCUUUAUUACUGAGAAAGGUCAUUAAGGCAAAGGUAAAGAAACAUCUUUGUGCAGCAUACCUUUAUUAUUGCAGAUUUCAUGGCAAAAGCUUUAUAUUCAAAGGCUUUCAAUUUUAAACUAGAUCUGCAUGCAGCUUUGCUGUGAGAUUAAUACUAUCUUUGAUGCCAUUUAUGAUUGAGGACUUAAAUAUCUGUUGCCUGUGAUAUUUAAAAAGUACUGUUUCUACUCUGUAUCUGAUUUUAGAAAAAUGCAGGUUUUUCAUACCUGGCUUUCAGGUAACUGACUUUGAAUUCCUACAAGCAAAAGGUCUCUGUGGUUUUUUUUCUUGAAUAGACUUCUAAUA
Molecule: messenger RNA, 6064 nt
Organism: Ficedula albicollis (Collared flycatcher)
Lineage: Eukaryota; Metazoa; Chordata; Aves; Passeriformes; Muscicapidae
Gene: SORBS2
Product: sorbin and SH3 domain containing 2
Exons: 25
Coding region: 432-4130 (1232 amino acids)
Biological process (GO): Notch signaling pathway
Cellular component (GO): dendrite; neuronal cell body; plasma membrane
Molecular function (GO): protein binding
Source: RefSeq, a predicted model, not a curated record